CUUUCCUCUCUCUCUCUCUCUCUCUCUCUCUCUCUCUCUCUCUCUCUCUAUUUAUCUGUGUAGAGUCUCAGCCUCCCCUCAUAACUGCAAACGACAGGGAAAUAGUGGUUACACCUGCGAGUGAAUAAAGAUCUUCAUAAAGACUGACCAUGCCCAAAAUGAAGACGCUGAACGAAUUGGCCCAUCUGAAGGAGUCCAGAUUUGGUCGGCCCGAACCAAGACAUGGUCUCAAACUACUGUACUGGUUCGCCAACGAUUGUCUCUCUUUGAAUCACUAUGGUAUGUUCUCAGAGUGCGAUCCAACGAGUAGAGACUUUGGUUUCCACCCUUUCGAGAACAGGUAUGACAGUAAUGGUGUUAAACUCCUGCCUGAUGUGGACAGCUCCUACUACGUGGUGGGCAAUCUGAACUCUGCAGGAGCGGAUGAGCUGCCUGAUUACGUCCGUGAAGACUACACUGGUCUCAUGGAUGACAGUAACAUGGACCGCAUCAUCGUUAGCCUUGAUGAUGACAUGUUUGACAGAGUUUAUGUGACUGAGCAUGACAGCCGGAUACACUACAACCCCAACGCUACCUACCGCAUCAGCAAGGGCCUCCUACAGAUUAUCAGCGACCUGGAGUUGGAGGACUUUCUCAGAAAAACUGGAUAUUGGGGACCCUCAGACUACAUUUUUCAAGGUGUUUUAAUAAGCUAUGACCCUCAACCUGUCAACACAAAUGUUGCCUCUGUGACUCCAAAAGUCAAUCCUCCAAAGAACCAGGACUGUCGUAUCGAGAUCGACUCAGCAUUUGGGUCAGAGUGUUAUUUUAAUGAUUGGACCACCACCGGAUAUUCAUCUAGGAGAAGGAAGUGCUGUGAGUGCACUAUACUCUAAACUCAGUCAAGACCGUGUAUGCUACUCUUCCAAAAGUGCUAGAAUGUUUUUGGAUUUACCUACCAAUCAUUCCUGAAGUAACUCUAAUUUUUAAGUUUUUAUGUAGAUUUAAAAGGGUGUCCUAAUAGUAAGGCUGCAGGAUAUUGACAAAUUGUGAGAAUUUCAGUGUUUUUGCAACAUACUGCAAUUGCAGUGUGCUUUGUAAUAUGUUUAAAACUGAUAAUUCAACAAUGUGUCUAAGCCUGCCAGAGAGAUGCCUAUACCCCCCUUAGACGAUGAGAUAACACAUAUUUUCAUACAAGUUCUUUUUUUAGCUUCUCAUCUUUUUUGUAAACUCAUUUUUACGUAGUUUUAGUAAUAAAACAUAUAAAAUUUAAAUUAAUCUAUGACUCUUGACACAGCUUGAUUGCAACAUAAUUUAAGAGCACUUGUAAGAGCAUUUGUAGCUAUUGUAUAUUGUAUAUACAAUAUACAAUAUAUUGUAUAAAUGGAGCAUUUGUAUAUUGUCAAUGCUAAAGAGCUAUAUUGUUUGGUUACGAUGCUCUCAGCACAAAGUAAUAAACCAGGAUCUUCAUUCUGAUUACUCCAUCUGAGCAUGUUCAAUUAAGGUUGGAGCUAAAGUCUGGAGGAAGAAAACUGGUGAUGUAGUUAUAUGAAGUAGUUGCUGUAAAUUUGUAGUAAUUCUGCCAUCUCAUCUUCAUGCCUCUGCUGUAUAUAGAUGUCCAUGCUCUUUUUAAAUGUUUUAAUGUGUUACAAAAACUCUUCACAUUAUCGCUCUCAUUUUUGAACUUCUACUGAAACAAGAGACACAUUAUUAAAUAUUUUAGCAUUUUA
This is a messenger RNA of Colossoma macropomum (tambaqui), 1709 nucleotides long. RefSeq lists its product as uncharacterized. The coding region runs from base 150 to 875 and encodes 241 amino acids. The transcript is spliced from 2 exons. The record is from RefSeq and is a predicted model, not a curated record. NCBI's taxonomy places the organism in Eukaryota, Metazoa, Chordata, Actinopteri, Characiformes, Serrasalmidae.